This is a messenger RNA of Telopea speciosissima, 2292 nucleotides long. RefSeq names its product crooked neck-like protein 1. Gene Ontology annotation, biological process: spliceosomal complex assembly; mRNA splicing, via spliceosome. Lineage: Eukaryota; Viridiplantae; Streptophyta; Magnoliopsida; Proteales; Proteaceae. The coding region runs from base 53 to 2176 and encodes 707 amino acids. The record is from RefSeq and is a predicted model, not a curated record. The transcript has 7 exons. Gene Ontology annotation, cellular component: U2-type catalytic step 2 spliceosome; precatalytic spliceosome; Prp19 complex. Gene Ontology annotation, molecular function: protein binding.
ACAGGUUCUUCGUUUUUAGGUUUGUUUGGUUUCUCUGUCAUUCCAUACAGUCAUGGCCUCUGCAAAAGACUCAGAUCCCUCGUUAGGGUUUCUUACACGAAAAGAGACAGAGGUUAAACUCCCUCGACCUACGAGGGUAAAGAAUAAAACUCCUGCUCCUAUACAGAUUACUGCGGAGCAGAUUCUCAGGGAAGCUCGUGAACGUCAAGAAGCGGAGAUCAGACCACCUAAACAAAAGAUAACCGACUCGGCUGAGCUUGCGGAUUACCGUCUGCGGAAGCGCAAAGAAUUCGAAGACCUAAUUCGCAGAGUCCGAUGGAACAUCGGCGUGUGGAUCAAGUACGCCCAAUGGGAGGAAUCCCAGAAGGAUUUUGCUCGUGCCCGAUCAGUGUGGGAACGAGCGUUGGAGGUCGAUUAUCGAAACCACACUCUUUGGUUGAAGUAUGCAGAAGUAGAGAUGAAAAACAAGUUCAUCAAUCAUGCCAGGAACGUUUGGGAUCGAGCCGUCACUCUUCUCCCCCGUGUCGAUCAGCUUUGGUACAAGUACAUACACAUGGAGGAGAUGCUCGGCAAUGUUGCUGGGGCUCGACAGAUCUUCGAGCGGUGGAUGCAGUGGAUGCCUGAUCAGCAGGGUUGGCUCUCCUACAUUAAAUUCGAGCUUCGUUACAAUGAGAUUGAACGAGCUAGGGCAAUAUUCGAAAGGUUUGUGUGGUGUCACCCCAGAAUUGGAGCUUGGAUUCGGUAUGCCAAAUUCGAGAUGAAAAAUGGAGAAGUGCCUAGAGCUAGGAAGUGCUAUGAGAGGGCUGUUGAGAAAUUGGCAGACGAUGAGGAGGCUGAACAGUUGUUUGUGGCAUUUGCAGAGUUCGAAGAACGGUGUAAGGAGACGGAGAGAGCUAGGUGCAUUUAUAAGUUUGCACUUGACCACAUACCCAAGGGGAGGGCUGAGGAUCUAUAUAGAAAGUUUGUUGCAUUCGAGAAGCAGUACGGUGACAGGGAGGGGAUAGAGGAUGCUAUUGUGGGAAAGAGGAGAUUUCAGUAUGAAGAGGAGGUUAGAAAGAACCCUCUUAACUACGAUACGUGGUUUGAUUAUAUCCGUCUAGAAGAAAGUGUGGGAAAUAAGGACAGGACCAGGGAAGUCUAUGAGCGCGCUAUUGCUAAUGUUCCUCCGGCUGCAGAGAAGCGUUACUGGCAGCGAUACAUUUACUUGUGGAUUAAUUAUGCUUUAUAUGAGGAGCUUGAUGCACAGGAUAUGGAGAGAACAAGAGAAGUCUACAGGGAGUGCCUUAAGCUGAUUCCCCACGAGAAGUUGUCAUUUGCCAAAAUUUGGUUGUUGGCUGCCCAAUUUGAAAUACGCCAGAAAAAUCUGAAGGCUGCACGGCAAAUACUAGGCAAUGCAAUUGGGAAGGCUCCCAAAGAUAAGAUAUUUAAGAAAUAUAUCGAGAUAGAGUUGCAACUUGGAAAUAUCGAUCGUUGCCGAAAGCUAUAUGAGAAGUAUUUGGAAUGGGCACCAGAGAACUGCUAUGCAUGGAGCAAAUAUGCAGAGCUGGAAAGGUCAUUGAGUGAAACAGAGAGGGCUAGAUCAAUUUUCGAGCUUGCAAUAGCCCAACCUGCAUUGGAUAUGCCAGAGUUAUUGUGGAAGGCAUACAUUGACUUUGACAUAUCAGAAGGUGAAUACGAAAGAACCAGGCAACUGUAUGAAAGGCUGCUGGAUAGAACCAAGGACUUAAAGGUGUGGAUUAGUUUCGCAAAGUUUGAAGCAUCUCUUGCUUUGCAAGAGGAGGACAAGGGUAUGAAAAUGGCGGAGGAGAAUGAUUUGUCUACCCUUCAUGAACAGAAGCAGCAGUGCCUCCAACGUGCUAGAAGGGUCUUCGAAAGGGCAGUUAACUACUUCAGAACAUCUGCACCUGAACUAAAAGAGGAAAGGGCCAUGCUUUUGGAAGAGUGGCAUGAGAUGGAGAAGAGCUUUGGCACCAUUGGAGAUGAAAGUCUAGUCAAGAAUAAGUUACCAAAGAAGCUCAAAAAGAAGAGGCCGAUUGUAUCAGAGGAUGGUCCAGCUGGGUUUGAAGAGUAUUAUGACUACCUCUUUCCGGAGGAAACUCAGGCUCCAAAUCUCAAAAUCUUGGAAGCAGCUUACAAGUGGAAAAAGCAAAAAAUUGGUUCGGAGGACGAUUUAUAACGAAAUCUUCUUUCCGUCCUCAAAUUCAUGGAAUUUUGUGUGUGCAUCUGUUGACACUUCUUUCUUUUGUUGCAACCUGAUACCAAUGUUUUGUGAGUACAGUUGAUGUUGCUUCA